AUGGAGAGACCAGGAGGUGCCCUCGAGUGGGGCAGCACCCACACCUCCACCUUUGAGCUCAAGAAAACAGGCCUCCUGGUACUGACGCGCAAACACGUCCCCCACCCAUCACAACCACGCGCCAGCGUCCCCACGCCACGGCCGUCUAUCGCCAUUGGUGGACAGGUCAUCCAGCCAUCCCCCUCGCACCGCUUCCUGGGUGUCAUCAUUGAUGACCAGCUGCGUUGGCGGGAGCAGGCUGUCCACGCUCUCGUGAAAGGCAUGACCUACGUCCUGGCGUGCCGCCAACUCACGAUUGCUAGUAAGGGCAUCCGGGCCCCCUUCAUAUGUAGACUCUACAUUUCUGUUGUCAUUCCUAAGUUACUUUAUGCUGCUGACAUCUGGGCCACCUCUUCACUUUCACAGGACCUCCAUGACAUCAAGAAGGCGCUGAGGCAGCUCCGGGGGGUGGCUCGACUGCUCGCGCGUGUGCAACGCGAGGCGGCACACCAGGUAACGGGCGGCAUGGCGUCGACUGCGACAGACGUCCUGGAUUUUCAUGCCAAUUUCCUCCCUUUCUCGCAGCUACUGCAUCGGGUAUGCGCACGAGCGGCCUUACGACUUGCGUCCCUAGCCAAGGGACACCCCCUCUACCCACUCGUGAGGCGGGCAGCCACUUUCCGCCGGCACCACUGCGCGCCCCUUCACACACUCCUGCACACCUUUGCCAUCACCCCGGGCGAGAUGGAGGCAAUCACACCAGUCCGACGAGCGCCAACAUGGAUCCCCUCACACACGACCAUCAUCCCAAAAUCCAAAGACGCGGCCAAGGAGUCCCACGACGAAGACUCGUCACUCAUCCGGGUGUACUUGGAUGGUUCCAGCCACGGGGGCAAUGUUGGCGCAGGUGCCAUCCUCAUCCACGGCACCACCUCACAUCACCUCCUUUUCCACCUCGGCCCUGCCACGCACCACACAGUCUACGAGGCAGAGCUGGUGGGACUGAUCCUGGGCGCCCACCUACUC
Molecule: messenger RNA, 1005 nt
Organism: Coniophora puteana RWD-64-598 SS2
Lineage: Eukaryota; Fungi; Basidiomycota; Agaricomycetes; Boletales; Coniophoraceae
Exons: 2
Source: RefSeq, a predicted model, not a curated record